UAGUUGUUGUUGUUGUCUGGGGCAAGCCGGGUGAAGAGUGGGCGGGGCGUUACUCUGCGUGACGUGUCACAGGCGCGCAGGGCAUGCUGGGAGAAGAUCUCAUCAACUGGAUCUGGGUACUGACAGUGCCAUCAGCAGAUUGUGACAGAGACUGAAAAAGACCUUUGAGACAAAUCCAUCCUCAUACUGGCCCGAUGAGACGCCAGGCUAAGCACCUUGCUCUAAUGCAAGCCCUCCAUCGUCGAAAUCGUAUCAGACAGCUAAGGCAGUUCAGGGCUCGACAGCAGCCCCCUGGUACUCCACCUUCCAUGGAUACCAACACCCCUUCAGUUUCUGGCACCGACUCUGAAACUUGCUUAUCUGUUUCCUUUGAUACUGGCAGCUCUGCACACUCUGAAGCUUUCUCACCUGCAAGCUCUGGUGCUGGCAUACCUGCAGAAUCUGACCCUGUCUCCGUUGCAGAGACUGGAAUUGGUACCUCUGAUGCCACUGAGCCUGUAGCAUUUGGCUCUGGUUCCUCUGCAGACUCUGCCACUGCUUCAGACAUGAACAGUGACACUUUUUCUGAAUCUUAUGCAUACUCUGACACUGUUUCCUAUAUCUACUCUGGAAACAACUCUACUAAUUUUGACUCCUAUCUAUACUCCAACAAUGACUCCUGGGAGUACCCUGACUCCAAUAGCUUCUCUGAUGCCAGCACAUAUGUAUACUCCGAGGCUGGCAUACCUGUUAUCUCCGACUCUGCAUCUCCUAUUGCCUCUGACCCUGGCUCACCUGCAGCCUCCAACACUGGCUCCUAUGCAAUCACUUAUCCUGACAAAAUUGAAAGUCUGUUUGGCAACUCACCUACAGUCUCUGAUGCAGGCUCACAUGGCAAGCUACCGUUAGCCCCACAGUCUAUUAUACAAGGGGCCUCCCCCCCUAUAUCACAUGUAGUCUCACACCCUGGUCCUCCUGCAGCCAAACACUAUACACCCCCUGCAGCCUCAUCAACAGAAGUUUCUCCCAGCAGAUUAAUAGCUCCUGGUGCCGGCACACCUACAGUCUCUGACAUGGGAUCAACCGUUGGCUUACCUGCAGCCAUGCACAAUGGCUUUCCUGCAUCCUCACACUCUGUCCUGCCUGCAGAAGCACCACCGGCUUCACUGGCAGAGGUUCCAGCCCUGCUAAGCAUCCAGAAACGACUAGAUGCCCUACAUGCUGAGAUACAUGAGAUGAGGAAAGAAAUAUCCUUCCACUUCAACCAACUCUUCACCCGACUGCAGUAAUGUCAAAGGGAUUCCAUUUUCUCAGAAUCCGCAAGUAAAUGUUCCAGGUUUUUGUGUUCCUACAGAUUUCAGUAAAAAUGUUGCAAUGUUUCUAAA
Xenopus tropicalis (tropical clawed frog) is the source of this 1364-nucleotide messenger RNA. RefSeq names its product mucin-1. The transcript is spliced from 3 exons. Lineage: Eukaryota; Metazoa; Chordata; Amphibia; Anura; Pipidae. The record is from RefSeq and is a predicted model, not a curated record. Bases 195 to 1268 code for a protein of 357 amino acids.